Messenger RNA from Oryza brachyantha (malo sina), 1495 nucleotides. RefSeq names its product putative cyclin-D7-1. NCBI's taxonomy places the organism in Eukaryota, Viridiplantae, Streptophyta, Magnoliopsida, Poales, Poaceae. The transcript is spliced from 6 exons. The record is from RefSeq and is a predicted model, not a curated record. The coding region runs from base 177 to 1187 and encodes 336 amino acids. Gene Ontology annotation, molecular function: cyclin-dependent protein serine/threonine kinase regulator activity. Gene Ontology annotation, biological process: mitotic cell cycle phase transition; regulation of cyclin-dependent protein serine/threonine kinase activity. Gene Ontology annotation, cellular component: cytoplasm; cyclin-dependent protein kinase holoenzyme complex; nucleus.
CACCCCCCAUGGUGCAUUGGUGGUUCGCUACCCCUCUCUCUCUCGCAUUCGCAUGGUGGUUCAUGCAUGCCGCCUUGCUUCAGAUAGUAGGUAUAUAGUACGUUGAUGGGGAUCGGAGCUGCAGGCAGGCAGGGAUAGAUUCAUGAAGACCGUGAGGUAGAUCUAUCGAGCAUGCCAUGGAUGACGACGAUAGCAGUACUUUCAAUUCUCUCCUCUACUGCGACGAGGAACCUUUCGACUCCACGCCGCCGCCACCGGAGCAGCAGCAACGGCGGCAGCUGGCAGUAAGGACGCCGGACGACGACGACGAGGAGGAGGUGAUGGAGUACUACAAGGCGAAGCAGAGGUCGUACGCUCCGCAGAGAGAUUACUGCUUCUGCCUGCAACAGCAGCAGCAGCAGCUUCAGCAUGGCGUGUCCACGGCCAGGCUCAAAGCCGUACGCUACAUCAUCUACGCAAUGGGCAGGCUGGGACUGGAUGCAUCGACGGCGUUCAACGCAGUCAACUAUCUGGAUCGCUUCCUCUCUAUCAAUUGCCAUCUGAGGUGGGAGGAGUGGAUGGUGGAAGUGGUGAGCGUGGCCUGCCUCUCCCUCGCAUGCAAGCUGGACGAGGUCACCAUCCCCUCGCUCCACGACCUUCAGAUGGAGGAGGCGAUGGGGCACUCGUUCCGGCCGUCCACCGUCGGGGACAUGGAGCUCACGCUGCUCAAGGCUCUCCGGUGGCGCCUCGCCUGCGUCACUCCCUUCUCCUUCCUCCUCCCCGCCGCCGCCACCGCCGCCGCCGCCGCUUCUCACAUCCUCCUCCGCUCCCUCUUGGACCCUUCCUUCCUCCGGUUUGAUGCCUCGCUGCUUGCUGCCUCUGCUCUUGUAUGCACCAUUCAUCCACAGCCUCAUCAUCUCUCCGCCCAUGUCAACCGUCUCAUCCAUCCAUUGCGCCAAACGGAUCAUGAGGUCAAGGAGUGCUUCAACAUGAUGAGAGAACUUAAUUUGGAUCUGUCCAACAAUCCUGGCAGGUGUACUGACCAGUUGUGGAGUCCGAUUUCAGUAGUUCCCUUCCAGACUGACGGUACAGUUAACAGGUCAGCAGUAAGCCGACGCCUAUUCGGCGGAUUAAACCCAGAAGUUGGUGAUAAUACAGAGGAAGACAAGGAUAGUGGACUAUGCACAUUUGUUCAAGAGAUGAAGUGAUCUCAUAGCUAAAAGUGAACUAUCCACUGAAAGCAUUAACCUAAUUGGAAAUGGGAGGAUAUUAACAUUAUUAUAUAUUCGUUUACUGUACCUAAUCAGACAAAGUAAUGUGUUUUGUGUAUUUAUAUUCCUUGUGUAAUAUCAGUCCUCGCUAAAAGCAUGCACAUGUAUUUGUGUUGUGCGUGCUCCUCAAUUUCAUGUUUCAACAGUUGUACAAGAGUUAUGUGUGCAGAAUAUUUCAUUUGUAAAAUGUAACAUUGGUCGAGUAUAAUGUAUAUCGUCAACUAGAAUAUAUACAUAUGUGACUG